CAGCGGCGCAGAUUUCAGCUCUGACGUUCAUCCUCCACGUUUGUCUCGUCGAACCUUCAUCAUGAAUCCUCCCUGAGCGCGCGGGUCUUGACACGUGAGUCCACGAUCAGAGUCUGUUUUUGGGACGUUCUGGGCCAGAACCGAUACGAGUUGGAAUCUGCGUUCUGAGGCUACACUCCAGCGGCCCGAACCGGACCGACCGCGGACUUCAUUGAACGGCAGAGAAGAAUUUCCUCUCUUGUCCACGAUGUCCAGCAGAGGGAGAAACGGCUUUUGCAGGAUCUGCGGUGGAGAUCUUCAGGGAAACCAACGGCGAUGGCUCUUUGGGAGCCAAAACAAAAAGGGCAGUCAGCCUCCGACCCCAACAGAGUCUCUGAGAGGAGGCAGCCUGAGCCGGUCCUCACAGAGCAGCCCAUGGGGCAGCACCUUAUCUCUUGGAUCCUCUGGUUCGCUCUCCAAGUCUCAGUCGUUUUUGGGCUCCCCCUCCAAAAGUGUGGACCUGCUCUCGGUGCUGACCCACAUUCUGGGGCAGCAGGUGCCACGAGGCAGCGGACGGGAGGAGUUUGUGUGCGGCAAAUGCGUCUCAGCCCUGGAGCGGGUGUUCAAGUUCGACUCUGUGAUCUCCAGGGUCCGUGUUCUUUCCACUGAACGCCUUCAGAAGCUGACGCAGGAGAGGGACAAGAUCCGACAGUGGGUACGCAGCAAUUACCGGCAGAGGCACCUGCAGGAGUUUCAGAGCAGGAGCAGCAUCAGCGAGGAUGAUGGGGAGGUGGAGAAGGAGGCCUACAGGGAUAUGCUCAAAGAAAACAUGGCGCUCUCGGGCUACGAGUGCUGGUCUGAGCGGUGGGACACGUGUCCGUAUUUCAUACGAACCGGUAAAAGAUGCAGGAGAGGCAAAGGCUGUGAAGGCUGUGACUCCCUGAGGGUGUCGGACUCUGACUACGAGUCCGUCUGCGGGAUUCCUCGGCACUUGCCUUCGGAUGCCUUCUCCCCCUUGGGGCUGUCCGGGGACAGGUCCAGCAGCAUGCCCCUCCAUUGGCAGAAAGGUCCAACCAUCAGCUCCAGCCCCGCUUCGUUGGCGGGAUCCAGCCUUUCCUUACGAGCGCCUUCCCGUACCCAAUCUGUCCAGUCUCUGGACCUACUGGAUGGAAACGACCCGGUUGAUUUAACCGGCGUCCAACCGCUUAACUUUGUGUUGAUGGAGCUCCGAGGCGUUGAAGCAAAGCCAGUCAGUUCUCCUUCAGGGAGCAGAAUCCCGGUUCUGGGCAAAAACACUGGGAAAAGAUUGGAUAAAACUGAUGGGGGGGCGUCCCCAAGAGUAAGCAGAGUGCUGAACUUCGCUGAAAACGGAAAGGAUGGAAUGGAUGAAGAGGAUGGAGAUGUCUUAAUGGAGCUGAGGGAUGAAUACAUGCCGCUGCGAGAGAGCACUCCCGGUCGGGUUAACACCGCUGUCAGGAACCUGCGGGCCCAGCUGGACAAAGCCACGACUUGCAUCAGGACUCUGGAGGCUGAGUUGAAGCAAGGAGGGAGUAAACCAGCCGAAGCUAACGGACAAGUGGAUCUGGGUUCUGAUGGAGGAGACGGCUUCCUCCUGCAGAACCUCGGUCACUCCCUGCACAGCCGGGAGCGUCUGAUCCAGGAGUGCUUGGCUCUGAUUCGACGGCUGAGUGAGGGGGAGGAAGCCAGCUCUGAGCUGACCCACUGUCUGAAGGAGGUUUUGGCUGAGAACAAGGCUGCUCUGGAGGCUCUGAGAUCUGAGAGGAGCGAGAAGGAGAAGAGGCUGGAAAAGGAGGCGGAGGCCCUGAGGAAGGCAGGGCGAGACAGAGAGCGAGACCUGGACACGCUGAACACCGUGCUGCGGUGCAACCAGGAGAUCAUAGGGGACCUGCGAGUGGCUCUGGAGGAGAAGGAGCGUCAGCUGAAGGAUGUGGAGAAGGAGCGAGAUUUGUGGAGACAGAGAGACGACGCCCUCUCUGCUGUCCUGCAGGACAAGGAGGACCUGAUUCUGAGUUUUAGGCAGCAGCUGGAGUCUUCAGGCACUGAGACUGAGCUGGCUGCUUUGUUGAAGGACAAAGCAGACAAGAGUGCCACCUUGUGUCAGGAGGUCUCCAACCUCACAGCAAGCCUGCAGCAGUACCAGGACAUGGUGAAGUCUCAGCAGGAGACUCACGGUCAGGCGGUGUCCGCUCUGUCGGCUCAACUCAAAGAAGCCCGGCAGGAGCUGAGGAACAAGCAGAAGGAAAAGAAGGAGGCUGAGCGAGAGUGGCAGAACGAGCGGGAGGACCGAGAGCGGGAGGCCGGGAAACUGAGGGACAGCCUGGAGAAGAGGGACAAACUCAUUGAGCGAAUCCUGCUGGAUUCUGAGGAGCGGGACCGCCUGCUGACGGAGCUGCAGCAGAACCUGCAGAACAAACGGGAAACCGUGACGGCUGUCAAGCACACACUUUGAGGUGCAUGGUCCGUGCACGCUCGCUGCACAGAGACUGGAUAUUCUGCACUGUCUGCACCAUUGUUUCCCCUUCUACAUAUAUUUAUGUUACCAGCUAGGUUUAUUUAUAUUUGUUCUCCAGUUAAUGAGGGAUUUGCACACCUGCUGUGUUCUGGAGGAGUGGAAGGAAUGCAGUUUUUCUGAAUUUUUUUUUCAUGAUUACUACUGAACUCUUUAAAAUGAAUCAGGAAGUUCAAAAAGAGAGUCAACCCUAAUGCUUGCAGAGCUCCAUGUUUGGUACUUGAUUACAAAGUUACUGUACUGAGGUUAUUUUAAACGGUGCUGCUUCCUUUCAUUCAUUUGGAGUGUUUCUAACGGAUGGAAAAGUUAACAAACCUUUAUGCAGGUCAGCUGGGAUGUUGCUUUAAAUCUAAAAUUCACUAAAGGGGAACUCAACCUUCUGCAGGUGAUUUUUUUUUUUUUUCCAGCUUUGGCAGUUCAGAUCAAUCUUGUACUUUUAUCAGCUGGAAUUUUCUCCUUUUAUGUCUUUUUAAUUUCACUGAGGAAUAAUUAUUUUCAGCAUGUUUUGUUGUCUUGAAUUGUUCUAGAAUUACUGCUGAAGAUGAUAGUCUCUUUAUUUUUUAACUGAAGAGAAUUAAACUCUCUGACUCAAAUGGA
This is a messenger RNA of Oryzias latipes (Japanese medaka), 3106 nucleotides long. RefSeq lists its product as uncharacterized. Lineage: Eukaryota; Metazoa; Chordata; Actinopteri; Beloniformes; Adrianichthyidae. Gene Ontology annotation, molecular function: molecular adaptor activity. The record is from RefSeq and is a predicted model, not a curated record. Gene Ontology annotation, biological process: regulation of Golgi organization; centrosome cycle; positive regulation of microtubule nucleation. Gene Ontology annotation, cellular component: Golgi apparatus; centrosome.